Molecule: messenger RNA, 1845 nt
Organism: Fonticula alba
Lineage: Eukaryota; Rotosphaerida; Fonticulaceae
Exons: 7
Coding region: 1-1758 (585 amino acids)
Molecular function (GO): metal ion binding
Source: RefSeq, a predicted model, not a curated record
AUGGCUCCCGAAUGGCUGUUCGACAUCCUGGUGCCGGCAGGCAACACCCUGUCGCCGGGCUGCACCUUCCAUCAACUGCUCGAGGACGUGUGGAAGAGCCUCUUCGACUCGCUGAAGGACGGCAAAAAUGCCCUCGCCGCGCGCGAGGCCAUCAUCUCGUGCAUGACGCCGCUCGGCAUCCCGCAGGCCGACGCCGAGGAGCUGGCCAAGAACAUCGUGGCCCGGCCCUUCGGCAUUGUGGCCCGCCGGCCGGCCGCCAGCAACCUGGUCACCCUGCGCCCGGCAAGCAUCCCGGAGGCCCCGGGCCCGGAGCCGGGGCAGGCCGCCCCGCGCAAGCCGGCCCAGCGCUCGGGCAACACCCUGGUCAUCAUCCCGGAGGCGCCGGCGGCCCCCCCGCCGGUGUUCUUCCCGCCCCGGGCCAAACUCGGCAAACCCUGCAAUACCUUCCUCAUGGAGGGAUGGUGCGACCGCAUGGACAGCUGCCUGUACGACCACAAGAUCAAGCUGGACCCCCGUUCGGUGGGCGUGCCCGGGAGCACCUCGAUGGUGGACGUUUCGCGCAACCCCUGCCACACCUACCUGACCGAGGGAUGGUGCCGCUUCGAGGACCGCUGCCUGUAUACACAUUAUGAGACGCUGCCGGUGGAGGCGGAGGACAGCCGGCCGACGGUCCGGCCGGCCCGGCCGCGCGAGACCGAGCCGGCCCCGGCGGCCAGCCCCCCGGCCCCUGCGUCGCCGACGCCGGCGGCCGAGCCGACACCGGAGGCCGCGGCCCCGGGCGGCACCAGCCCGCUGCUGGCACCCCGGGCCGCCCGGCGCCAGAAGUUCGUGCCGAUCUCGACCGUGCUCGGGCAGUCGCCGUGGGGCGCGCGGGCGGCGGUCCGGCCCCCGGGCGAGGAGCAGCCGGCCGGCCCCACGGCCGAGGCCGGCCACGUGCAGGAACCCCACCAGGGGGAGCUGCCCGGCGCGGCGGACCCCAAGGCCCCGCCGGGGCCGGACCCGGCCGACGCCGGCGAGGCAGGCUCGCAGGAGCUCGACUCGAAGGCCGACCCGCCGCCAGCCCCGCUGCACCUGGGCCCCUCCUUCGAGCGGUUCAUCAUGACGGCAUACAAUCGCGACAGCCCGGGCAUGUACCUGUGCUACACCGCGAGCAACAUCAAGCACAUCCUGAAGCUCCUGGACCAGCGCCGCACGGACGGCCUCAUCUCCGAGCUGCCCGACCGGGUGCUCCACUGGCGGCCCUCGCCGUCGUCCGUGCAGACGCUGUACACGAGGCUGCGCAAGCCGCUGGAGGCCAUGCAAGAGAACUACGACAAGCUGUGCAACACGGAGCCCCUGGACGUGGAGGCCCUGCAGCAGGCCCGGCUGGAGUUGCGGCUCGCCCGGUGGCAGUCAGGGCGCGAGAUCUUCAAAUGCCGCAACCUCGAGUGGGACUUCGAGCGGAUCCUGGACAAGCUUCCCCGGGUGGCGGACUUCCAGGGGCUGCACCUGGUGGAGGCCCUGGUUUACUUGCUCUUCGCCAUCCAGCGCCUGCAGCGGGUGGCCAACCACACCGGGCGCUUCCAGAUCAUGAGCAUCAUCACCGGCUCGGCCCCGCUGUCGGUGUACAGCACGGCCACCAAGCGCCUCAACCGCAUCCACAUCGCCCUGGCCACGGACCUGCUUUAUCGCGGCAUCUACUUCAAGGAGAACCACAACCCGACCUUCCUGUAUCUGUCCUUCCGCGUGGAGCCGCAGGAAAUGGAUGCCGAUGCCUAGGCCGCCCGGCCGCCGGGGCGCCUGGAAGGAAGGGGCAGGAGGCCGCCCACAUGUGAGUUACCGUGCGAAUACACCGCGCCUGCGCGA